CUUGGUUUGUUACACAACUGCAUCUUUCUUCAUUCUGCCUACAACUCUUCGCCGGCGUUUUACUCUAACACAAUUUUAACUUUGUUUUUUAAAAGUAAGCUCGUUGGAAAUGAGUGGGGACAUUGCCCACAACGAUUCCCAGAUCGACUCUGGAUCUAGGUAUAAUGAUUCUCACAAACACAAAGAUAAGUAUAAGGACAAAGAACAUAAACACAAGGACCAUAAGAAGGACAAGGAGCGCGAGAAAUCAAAGCACAGCAACAGCGAGCAUAAGGACUUCUCAGACAAGAAACACAGAGACAAAGACAAGCUGAAGCACAAAGAUGGCUCCUCCGACAAGCCGCGAGACAAAGACAAAUACAAGGACAAAGAAAAGAGGAAGGAGGAGAAGAAGUCCUUGGAAGGCAAAAUCAAGAAGGAAAAUGGCUUUGCCAGUCCUCCGCGCAUAAAAUCCGAACCAGACGAGGACUUCUACCACUCUCCCAAGUCCCUGAAGCGUGAACGUGACGACGACGUAUCUGAAUACAAGCCCAAAAAAAUCAAAGUAGAGAAUGAUCGCGAGGACAAAAAGGCAAAGAAGAGGAAACAGGGGGACGACGAGGACAUCAAGCCCAAAAAGAAGACCAAAGACAAGAAGGGAGUCGUUGCCGAUGGGAAGAAGAAAGGGAAGAAAGAACCGGAGGAGAAGUGGAAGUGGUGGGAGGAGGAGAGGUCCACAGAUGGCUCCAAGUGGAAGUUUCUGGAACACAAAGGGCCGGUGUUUGCGCCUCCUUACGAUCCUCUCCCCAGCAACGUCAAGUUCUAUUAUGAUGGCAAAGUGAUGAGGCUCAGUCCUGGCGCCGAGGAAGUGGCCACCUUCUUUGCAAAAAUGCUGGAACACGAUUACACCACCAAGGACAUCUUCCGGAAAAACUUUUUAAAAGACUGGAGAAAGGAAAUGACGUCAGAGGAGAAGGCCAAGAUCUCAGAUCUGAACAAGUGCAACUUCACAGAAUUGCAUGUGUACUUCAAGGCUCAGUCGGAAGCCAGAAAGCAAAUGUCUAAAGAGGAGAAACAGAAAAUCAAAGAGGAGAACGAGCGCCUCCUGCAGGAGUACGGCUUCUGCAUCAUGGACAACCACCGGGAGCGCAUCGCCAACUUCCGCAUCGAGCCACCGGGCCUCUUCCGUGGUCGAGGCGACCACCCCAAGAUGGGCAUGCUGAAGCGUCGUAUCCGGCCCGAAGAUAUAAUCAUCAACUGCAGCAAAGACUCCAAGCACCCCAAGCCUCCCCCUGGCACCAAGUGGAAGGAGCUUCGCCACGACAACAAAGUGACCUGGCUGGUGUCGUGGACUGAGAACAUCCAGGGGUCCAUCAAGUACAUCAUGCUCAAUCCCAGCUCGAGAAUCAAGGGCGAGAAGGAUUGGCAGAAGUACGAGACGGCCCGGCGGUUGAAGAAGUGCGUGGACCGGCUCCGGGGCCAGUACCGGGAGGACUGGAAGUCCAAAGAGAUGAGGAUCCGGCAGCGAGCCGUAGCACUCUACUUCAUCGACAAGUUGGCUCUGAGAGCUGGUAACGAGAAGGAGGAGGGAGAGACUGCUGACACUGUGGGCUGCUGCUCGCUCCGGGUGGAACACAUCAACCUCUACCCUGAGAAGGAUGGCCAGGAGUUCGUGGUGGAGUUCGACUUCCUGGGAAAAGAUUCCAUCCGCUACUACAACAAGGUUCCCGUAGAGAAGCGGGUUUUCAAGAACCUUCAGCUGUUUAUGGAGAACAAGCAGCCAGAAGAUGACCUGUUUGACCGCCUUAACACCUCCAUUUUGAACAAGCACCUCCAGGAGCUGAUGGACGGCCUGACGGCUAAAGUGUUCCGUACCUACAACGCCUCCAUCACCCUGCAGCAGCAGCUCAAGGAGCUGACUACUCCCGACGAGAACGACACUGCCAAGAUCCUCUCCUACAAUCGCGCCAACCGGGCUGUAGCCAUCCUGUGCAACCACCAGAGGGCGCCUCCCAAAACCUUUGAGAAGUCCAUGCAGAACCUGCAGACUAAGAUCGAUGCUAAGAAGGACCAGCUUGCCGACGCGAAACGAGACCUGAAGAGUGCCAAGGCGGACGCCAAAGUACGGAGGGACGAGAAGGCCAAGAAGGCUGUGGAGACCAAGAAGAAGGCGGUGCAGAGGAUAGAGGAGCAGCUGAUGAAGCUGGAGGUGCAGGCCACCGACCGUGAGGAGAACAAGCAGAUCGCCCUCGGCACCUCCAAGCUCAACUAUCUGGACCCGCGUAUCUCCAUCGCCUGGUGCAAGAAAUGGGGCAUUCCUGUUGAAAAGAUCUACAACAAAACUCAACGAGAAAAGUUCGCCUGGGCUAUCGACAUGGCUGAGGAGGACUAUGAGUUUUAGAAAGCCUGCUUUGCGGUUUUUAUUUUUUUAUUUUUAUGGUUUCAUGUGUAUCAUUUCCUCCCCCUUUUUGUUUUUAAAAUGCCUUUCUAGCUGAAGUGAUUUCAACAGGUGCCCGUACCUGUUGCAGAAAAGAGUAUUGAGUGUGAUGAGAUAAUAACUUGUUGAAAUGAGAUGUUAAAAUAUGGGGGGGGAAAGAAAAAAAGAAAAAAAAAACGUGAAUACAUUGAAGGCCACUGGAGGGACGAAGCAGGGGUUGCCGGGGCUCAGGGACUCUGUUGGGCCAGAGUACUUGGUCUGUCGACUAGUGGACUGGAUAGAGGGCUCGGAUGUGUAGGGUCUGCUGUGGGGCAAAUCCUGCCUGGACUCAUCGCGUCUCUGACUCCACCUGUUUCCAGGUGGUAAGGUCUAGAGUCCAUGUGUACAUCCUGUCUGGCUCUCACUCCUCCUCAACCCCGCCACGGGCCUGUGACUGAGUGUGUGAGCACUCAACGGUCCUCUAGCUACUGUAGUCAAUAUCCAACUGCUUUGUGUGUCUUUGGGGAAAGAAAAAAAAAAUGUUUUGUCUGUAUUUUUAGCCCUCCUGUACAAUUAAUUAAUUCUAUAUUUUAAUAGAAAAAAAAAAAAGAUGAAUCAAAAAAUGUCCCUAAGUGGACCCAUGGCCUUUUCUUAGGAAAUGAAAUCUGUACUCCACAUGAGUUUUUAUGAUGUUUGAUGACGAUGGUGGCAUGGGGUAUAAAAAUAGGCUACCUGGUGUGCGUGUGUGUGUGUGUGUGUGUGCGCGCGCGUGUGUGUGUGCGUGUGUUUGUAUGUGUGCGUUGGUGUUCUGAUGGAGGAAUGAAGUGAAACAUGAGGUAGAUGAACUGGACUGGACAGUCAGACCCAUACUACACUUGGAGGCUUGCUAGAGCAACUGGGGAAAUGCUACACUUAAGACAAUAUUUACAUAUGCAGGCAGAAUGUGAAAUCAUUUUUUUUUUUUUUUCUUUGUGUUUUGUUAACAAUUUACAGUUUCUAUCAGGGACUUGUUUUCAAUGUAAAUGUGAACCAAUAUAUUUCCCUAUGCAUUGCCACAAAAACCUAUGGUUAUUUCUGCAUUGCUCUUGAGUCUUCAGUGGGUUUUAACUUCAAUCCUGUUUGAUGACUGUUUCCAAGAGGAAUUUAAGAAAACUCCCUUAUCUGUUACUUGAAAUCACUUAUUUUAUUGUGUUUGGGGGGUAGUUCAAUGGAAGAUUUUUGUUUUUAUUUUGGUUUCUCUUCCAAAAUGGUAUGUGAGGGAUAUCAACUUUGCCAAAAAAUAGUCUGUGUUACAGUUGUAGGCAGUUUUAUUUUUAAUUGUGUAAAGAAUGAGAAAAUAACAUAUUUUAACAUGAAUUGUAAUGUGAAUUCUUCAUGAUGUUUUAUUCCAUUGUUUUUGUUUUGGAUGCAGCGAGCGCGCAGAAGUGAUUGAGAGGAGUGUUAACACAGGCAGUUUCUUAUUCUCCCUCGUUUUUUGCCUGUGUAUCAGAUCUUUUUCAUAAUCUCCAAUCAUGUUUCAUUUUAAUUUGUUUUUGUUUCAUUUUCCUCAUUUGUAGGUUAUUUAAGAAUAAAAACCCUACAAGUCA
Sardina pilchardus (European sardine) is the source of this 3981-nucleotide messenger RNA. It is a transcript of the gene top1a, whose product is annotated as DNA topoisomerase Ia. Bases 110 to 2380 code for a protein of 756 amino acids. Gene Ontology annotation, molecular function: DNA binding; DNA topoisomerase type I (single strand cut, ATP-independent) activity. Lineage: Eukaryota; Metazoa; Chordata; Actinopteri; Clupeiformes; Clupeidae. The record is from RefSeq and is a predicted model, not a curated record. Gene Ontology annotation, cellular component: nucleolus; chromosome. Gene Ontology annotation, biological process: chromosome segregation; DNA replication; DNA topological change. The transcript is spliced from 21 exons.